Messenger RNA from Euleptes europaea (tarantolino), 1104 nucleotides. RefSeq names its product neurexophilin 3 (gene NXPH3). Gene Ontology annotation, molecular function: signaling receptor binding. The transcript has 2 exons. The record is from RefSeq and is a predicted model, not a curated record. NCBI's taxonomy places the organism in Eukaryota, Metazoa, Chordata, Lepidosauria, Squamata, Sphaerodactylidae. Bases 207 to 1004 code for a protein of 265 amino acids.
AGACACAUGGAAGUCUCCAGCUGCAGUGGGUGAGCCAGCUGCCUUCACCCCCCACCCCCAUGUCUGGCUGGAAAGAGGCUGCCAAAGCGAGCCUGGCAUGGGGGGAUCCUAGGAGGCCAGAGGCCAGGGUGUAACAAGCAACAUCGAGCAGGCAGAACAGAUUUUUGCAGGAAAUCGAUAGGAAGAACGAGGCUGCGGGGAGAAAGAUGCAGCUGACUCGGUGCUGCUUCAUAUUCCUCAUCCAGGGGAGCAUCUAUCUAUUGGUGAUCUGUGGACAAGACGAAGCGACAGAAGAGGAGGAGGAGGAGAGCGGAAAACCAUCCAAAGAGCAACAACGGUCCCGGCUACAAAAGAAAAAAGGCCAACUCUCCUUGAAGUCCUCACCCCAAGCUCACUUUCACAACACGUCUCUGCUGGAGUUGGCCUCCACCAACUCACAAGAGUUCUGGAACAUCUUAGAUAGCUUGUCCAAACAGGAUCAAGUCGGGCAACCCCGAGGCCGAAGGGACCUCGUCGGCAACCCAGGUCGACUUAAGAAGAUAUUUGGCUGGGGUGACUUCUACUCUAACAUCAAGACAGUCAAGUUGAACCUCUUGAUUACAGGGAAAGUGGUCGACCACAGAAAUGGCACAGUCAACGUGUUCUUCAGACACAACUCCACCGGACACGGGAAUAUCUCAGUCAGCCUAGUACCACCCAACAAAGCGGUGGAGUUUGACCUUGAGCAGCAAAUCUUCAUCGAGGCAAAAGAAUCCAAGAUCUUCAACUGCCGGGUGGAAUACGAGAAAGUGGACAAGGCAAAGAAGACCACCCUCUGCACCUAUGACCCUUCCAAAACCUGUUUCCUCAAUCAUACACAAAGCCAAGUCUCUUGGGUUUGCUCCAAGCCAUUUAAGGUCAUCUGUAUCUACAUAACCUUCUACAGCAUAGACUACAGGCUUGUCCAGAAAGUGUGUCCAGACUACAACUACCACAGCAAUGUUCCUUAUUACCCCUCUGGGUGACAACAUACCUCUUUGGUCUCUGAAGUAGCCCAAAGUCCAUCUCGAUGUGGGGUUUGGGUCAAGAAACAAAACGGAGGCAGCCCGUAAGGAGAUGGACAAG